UAAGUGUGUAGUUACUUACAACAGACGAGGACGCUAAAAAGGGUUAAGAAUUCAUUUGCUGUAAUAUUUGGAAUUUUGGACAGGGUCUUGCACUUACAAAAAAUUAUUUUCGGGUGAAACGACCAUACGGUAGACAUAAUGUUGAAACAAACGAAGUUCUCGGUGGUUCUGGUUGUGGCAGCUGUUUUAACGGGAGUUAAAGCUCUUGAUUGUAAUGGACAAGCCGAUAUUGUUAUUGCUGUACCUGGCUCAAAACAAAUUGUUCCCCAGGGAGAGUUUAUCCUACUGGAAGAUUUUCUCAUCAAUCUGAUCAAUUAUUACACCAUCUCACCAGUUCAUACCAAUGUUGGACUUGUAUUGUAUGGUUCAGAACCACACGUCAUCAACAGAUUAACAACAGACCAGGAGAAAAGAGACGUCAAUACCAAAGUGUCCAUGUUGGCCCAAAGAGAACUUUAUUAUGACAUGGAUACUGGAUUAAAUGUCGUUAAAGCAAUGGAUGCCAUUAUUGACCUCCACGCAUCCAGCACACGUCCAGCAGCUGCAAAGAUUGGAAUUAUCAUGACCUUUGGUGGUGAAGAUUUAUCUGCAGACAAUGAACAGGAUUUACGAAAUGUCUUUACAGCUGCUGGACAACGAGCUGCUGCAGCUGGUAUUCAUAUGUUCGCAGUAUCAUCCAAUGGAGGAUCACCUGGGUUUGAGUUUCUGGGUAAAGAUAGGUGUAGCUUGUUUAGUUUGGGAUCUUAUACUGGUUUAGGCUCUCUGUUGGAAUAUUUGGCUAGUGCUACAUGUUACGUAACUGAUACCACAGUGACUCCAAUUCCAGGCAAUUGUUUUCCUGAAAUAAAGCCCAAAGUUCCAAUUUCCACCAUGACCUGUCCACCACCAACUUCCGGUUAUUAUGCAGAUAAAAAUAACUGUGCAUACUUCAUCAGAUGUACCCAAAAUGGUCGCAUCAGACAGAGAUGUGCAGGGGGAACCCUUUAUGAUAUGAAUAUUGAAAGAUGUAAUCUUGCGCCAGUUUCAAAGUGUUAUGAAAAGUAAAGAAUCGUCUUUGUGUCAAGAGCUUUGUGAAUUCUAAGCAUUAUUUUGCGUCUUUGUAAUUUAAUCUUUAUGACGUCUAAUUCUUUUGUGUUCAUUUUUGUUGUUUUAUUUUGAUGAAAAUUUUAUGAUUUUAAAAGUCUAAUAAAUAUAUUUUCUUUGAUGUU
This is a messenger RNA of Lottia gigantea (owl limpet), 1208 nucleotides long. RefSeq lists its product as hypothetical. Gene Ontology annotation, cellular component: extracellular region. The record is from RefSeq and is a predicted model, not a curated record. The transcript has 6 exons. Gene Ontology annotation, molecular function: chitin binding. Bases 139 to 1044 code for a protein of 301 amino acids. NCBI's taxonomy places the organism in Eukaryota, Metazoa, Mollusca, Gastropoda, Lottiidae.